UAGAUAUCACGAAGUCCUUAUCAACAGAGGAGAUAAGGAUACCAGGGACCGUGUUUUGUUGACUGUGUUCUGUAUUAAGAGGGAGGAGGCUGUUGCAGAGACGUGCAAGAUAUAAGAGACUUUCCCUCUGAGAAGACUUCGCCGUCGCCUCGCCUCCCUCGCUGCCUCGCCCCCCUCCUUCCCAUGCCGCCGCGACAUCCUUCCGCCGCCAGUUCUGGAUCCCGAGAUGCCGUGCCAUUCCCUGUCAGUACCGAAAAAGUACAACCAGCUUAUGACAGUGACACCAGACUUGACCCUUACUCAUCGGGCGUGCAAUAUCAAGCAACGACGAUGCAAUAUACAACAGUCAGUCCCGUCGUCGUGGCCUGUGCAACCUGCCCCAUUUGCAAGGCCGGUUUUAUUCAGCAGGAAUUCCCUCUUGGUCUCCUCUGCUGCUUUCUUGUGAAGAGAAUCAGAUGCAGUAAUUGUGGCAAGGAAUUCUAGAGGUUUAUGAAAGAUUGUUAAAAUGACGAUUGCUAUUGUUAUUGUGUUUUGCUGAAGAUGAUUGUUAUUGUUGUAAUU
Penaeus monodon (black tiger shrimp) is the source of this 561-nucleotide messenger RNA. Its product is annotated as brain protein I3-like. The transcript is spliced from 4 exons. The record is from RefSeq and is a predicted model, not a curated record. Lineage: Eukaryota; Metazoa; Arthropoda; Malacostraca; Decapoda; Penaeidae. Bases 184 to 483 code for a protein of 99 amino acids.